AAUGGAAAUAAACCCAUGUAUGUUGUGGUGGCCCCGAAUGUGUUGCGGCCAAACACUGAUUACCACAUUAGUGUCUCGCUGUAUGACAUCCCGGCGCCCAUCGAAGUGAACGCCACUGUUAUCGGUCCGGCACACAGUGUCAGCACCGGUGCCGUAGCUGUGGGUACGCCUGAGUCCAAAGUGCUAACCCUAGCGAUCGGCGAUUGGCCAGAAGGCAACUAUACGGUGCGGGUGGAGGGAAAGGGUGUUAAUUUCACCAAGUACGAUGAGACUGUUGCCAUAACAAGGGAUGGAUUUUUAAAUGAAUUGUCACUUAAGUAUGUGGCAAAAAGUGUGUCGAUAUUUAUACAGACCGACAAAGCCACGUAUAAACCCGGACAGAAAGUGCAGUUCAGGGCUGUUGUGGUCAACCCAUCGCUGGUUCCUAAAGACAAUGUGUCUAUUGAUAUACAUAUUGAGAACGGUAACGGAAAGCGUAUCAUUGAAUGGACAAAAUUAUAUGCGAAAAACGGUGUCAUCUCUCAAGAGCUGCAACUGUCGGCACAGCCAGUGUUGGGCCACUGGACUAUAGGUGUGACGGCGUUCAGACACAACACCACUAAGACAUUCACUGUUGUCGCCGACGAGGAUGUGUUGCCCACGUUUGACGUGGAGGUAGUGUUGCCAUCGUAUGUGACAACACAUCUGUCCUCAGAAGUGGUGGCAACUGUUAAAGCAAUUGAUACCAAUGGGAAGGCUGUUAAAGGAGACCUCACUUAUAGCGUUCAGGCCAAAGAUUUAGAGUACAUCCAGAGAAUAGGUACAUAUCGGAUAAAGACUACGAUCGACGGAAGCGCUACUUUGACCGUCAAUUUAAUAGAGGAUUUAGCACUCGAUGAGGCAAUAAAGGACUUGACGCCACACAAUAAACACUUAGUACACAAUGGGAUUGAAUUUAAAUUCACGGCACAAGUGAGGGAAACGUUGACCGGAAAGCAGUACAACAAAACCCAUACAAUGAAGAUAUACGACAGGGAUGCGAAGGUAGAGCUGAUAAAAACGUACAACACAUACAAACGGGGGAUGAAAAACACGUUUGUCGUCAAAGUGGUCACACAAGACAACAAACCAGUGGCCGAUAGCGGACCGCAACUCAAACUCAAAUACGGCUAUUCAUUGAAUGAGAGUGAAUGGAAAGUGUUAAUGUUGUCGCCAAUUAAUGGACUCAUUAAGUUUGAUGUGUUUACGCCCAGAGAUAUUGACCAAAUGGUGAUUAAAGCCGAAUAUAUGGGACACACGUAUGAUUUAGAAGUGCCUGCGAAGGCUAUGACCAGCGCCGGGCACUACUUGCAAGUGAUCCGCGCGGACACUACAGCCGACAUCGCUGUCAUCGGACAAGACGUAAAAUUCGUGGCGAAUGCGACCGAACCUAUCGUACGGCUUGUCUGCGAAGUGAUGGGUAGGCGAGACAUAGCGUGGGCUAAGAGUUUUGACAUUCCCACUAAUAUUACGGGCGGCUAUGAGUUUAGUGUCGCGACUGUGCCUCAAAUGGCGCCGUCGGCGAGGCUUUUGUGUCAUUACGUGCGUCCAGACAACCGGGAAGUGGUGGCCGACGCUAUCGACUUUGUGUUUUCGGCGCCGACCUUCACAGCAGUCGCCGCCGAAACCCGUCAGACUUUUGUCGACAUCAGUGCCGAGGAUGUGCUGAACGAACUGAAGGCCUACGACACCACUACCCCGAAGCCAGUCUAUGAUAGUCGAUACGGCGAGUCGUCGGCAACGGGUGACACGUUUGACGAGUCGGGCGUCGGUGUUAUGCAUAACGGGUACAUAUUUUUUGGAUGGCGCGAAUUGUUGGCUAAUUGGAUAAAGAAACGGACAAGUAAUGCCACCUUGUUAUGA
Messenger RNA from Medioppia subpectinata, 1881 nucleotides. NCBI's taxonomy places the organism in Eukaryota, Metazoa, Arthropoda, Arachnida, Sarcoptiformes, Oppiidae. The record is from the annotation of a GenBank genome assembly.